UCUCCGGUGCCUUCGAAUCUCCUCUUCCGUUCUCCUCUCUCUUCACCAAAGCAAUGAAGGGAGAGAUUUCUUUCAAGCUGGUCUCUUUCCCUCUGCUCUUCCUUCUCCUAAUCGCCUCCGCAUCUGUUCUUCGAAAGUGGGGCAAUGAGCCCUCUUGAAAGGCCCCCUUCCGCCCGAUAGACUUGCUUCCCCUCCUCCCGCGGAGAGCAGCAUGGCCCCUUUUACGAUCGCUCCGCAGUGCUGAAGACCUCCUCCCCACCUUCGUUGGCCCAGCCUCAUCCCCCGUGAGCGAUCUCAACUGGAAAGGCGCAUGCUUUUACAAGAACACCGCAUGGAUGGAGUUUCACAACAAGAGCCAGUCCCGAUUCGGCGGCGGCAUCCUCCAUAUCAAGAGCAACAUAGCUGGAUGUUUAUCAUUGGUCGAUUGGGAUAAAAAUGAGAUCAUGGCUGAGAGAGGAAAUUAUAGUAGCACCGACAGUUGAAAUGCUUUGGAAAACUAAAUCUACAGAUUUAAUCAUGGUCGGCCUCAUCAGUCAUGGGCAAGUAGCUGCAAUGUUUGUCAUCGCAGGAUUUCUCAAACUGAAGAAGAGCAAGAGUUGGUAUCUGGGCAUACGGAAUGGUGCACCAUUUUAAAAUCAGACUUCUCCUCCAGUAACAUAGGCCACCAGCACAAUCAUUGACAUGGACAUAUGUUGUAUAUCAAAGGAAUCCUCUACCCUGUCCACUGAUCCUCCUCUUGGAUAUCCUAAAAGGAAUUUUUUGAGGAAGGAUCUAGGUGUCAUUGCUUUUUUAUCUGGGAGUAUUUUACUCAGUUCUCUUUUCUUUUUUAUCCAGGCCAGCAAUGCCCAUAGGUAGACAUGCAUGGAUCUUUACAUCUUUGUAACUCCAUAUCGUGUGACUUGGGAUUACUACUUUUUGUCUAGUGAACAUACCCUUGAUUUUCCUCAGUGGGAGAGAGAAGAUGAAUAUGAAUAUGUGAAACAUAAUGGAAUGUCAAUUUUCCUUUUGGAAUCCGGGAUGAUUGGAACUCUUCAGGCUCUAUGGGAUGUUUUUCCCUUGUUUACAAAUGAUGGAUGGGUUGAAAGUUCAAAUCUUGCUUUCCUCAAAAAGCACAUGGGGGCUACAUUUGAGGGGCGUCCGCAACCAUGGAUUUCAAGUAUCAAUGUUAAUGAUAUUCACUCAGGAGACUUCCUGGUUAUAUCAAAAAUUCGUGGGCGUUGGGGUGGCUUUGGAACUUUAGAAAAGUUGGUCACUGGUACUUAUGCUGAUCAUUCUGUAGUUUGCCUUAAAGAUUCAGAAGGCAAACUUUAUAUUGGAGAAUCAGGUCCUGGAAAUGGGAAGGGAAAUGACAUAAUAGUUAUUCCACCAUGGGAUGAAUGGUGGGAAUCUGAACUCAAGAAAGAUGAAUCAAAUCCUCAUAUUGCAUUGCUUCCUCUCCAUCCAGAUAUGCGAGCUAAAUUCAAUAAUACUGCAGCAUGGGAGUAUGCAAAAUGCAUGUUGCAUAAGCCUUAUGUUUAUCAUAAAAUGAUCUUCAGUUGGAUAGAUAUUGUAAGUGGGAAUUAUCUGCCACCACUGGAUGCACAUGUGGGUCUUGAGCUGCCUGACAUUAUUGUUGAAGCAGAAAAGAGAGGAACAUCUUUUGACAAGUUGUUGACAAUUCCUGAUCUAGAUGAUUGGGUCUACACUGAUGGAAAAUCAACCUCGUGUUGCCUUCAUUCUUGAAAUAUAUAAGGCGGCAGAGCUGUUCCAUCCAAUUGCCAGCUCCAUACAAGUCACCAGUUUACCGUAAGUCUUUUGACUCAAAAUUUUAAAGCAACAGUUUGUUGUGUAUUUGUCAUCAUCAAGACUUCCUCCAUCGAUCGGCACAACAUUUUUGUCUUUUCUUGUUGUGUUAACAAACUGCACCUAAUUUAUGCUUCUAAGACUUAGAUAACUGUUAGUGAUACAUCUGAAUUGUCAUUCUGUGCAUUCGAGUUGGAUGUAAUUCUUGAUGCUAAGGAGAUGAAAGAUGCAUACACCCUCAACUUCUUCGAGAGCAACAUAAGCCGCCUGCCGGAAUGGUGCAACAAAGAUGAUGUUUGUGAAACUCCCUUUCUGUCAAAUUAAGGGCAGGUACCGCAUGGAAUUACCAGGUUACAACUCCAUGCAGCCAUUCCCACACAUCAUGAAUGAGAAAUGCCCAACCCUUCCACCAAACUAUGUCAGGACCAAGUAUUGCUGAAUUGUGAUGCUUAUCCCUUUUUUCCCAUUCUUUCUUCAUAAUGUAUAGUGUGUGCGUGUGUGUGUGGGAUUAGAUAGCAGAUUAAUUAGGUUAGAUAAAGGCUCCUCUUGAUGGGAACUGCUGUUUAGGGUUUAGAUAAGAGGAAGCCAUAACCAAUAUGAAUGUGCUGGUAAAAUUUAUGAUGCUCGACUGAGGACUUGGACUAAGAUCAUGUAGCUGUGUUUUGGCAGAAGCUACUUAUUCCGUCUUGGCCGUUGUUUUAGAUCUGCUAGUUAAUA
Molecule: messenger RNA, 2499 nt
Organism: Musa acuminata AAA Group (dessert banana)
Lineage: Eukaryota; Viridiplantae; Streptophyta; Magnoliopsida; Zingiberales; Musaceae
Exons: 5
Coding region: 862-1722 (286 amino acids)
Source: RefSeq, a predicted model, not a curated record